This is a messenger RNA of Kogia breviceps (pygmy sperm whale), 2627 nucleotides long. Lineage: Eukaryota; Metazoa; Chordata; Mammalia; Artiodactyla; Physeteridae. The record is from RefSeq and is a predicted model, not a curated record.
CCCGGCCCCCUCCGCUCCUGACCAUGCCACCUCCCGCGCCCCCCACAGAGCUGGUGCCGUCGGAGCGCGCAGUGGUGCUGCUAUCGUGCGCGCUCUCCGCGCUAGGCUCGGGCCUGCUGGUGGCCACGCACGCCCUGUGGCCUGACCUGCGCAGCCGGGCGCGGCGCCUGCUGCUCUUCCUGUCGCUGGCCGACCUGCUCUCGGCCGCCUCCUACUUCUACGGGGUGCUGCAGGACUUCGAGGGCCCCUCGUGGGACUGCGUGCUGCAGGGCGCGCUCUCCACCUUCGCCAACACCAGCUCCUUCUUCUGGACGGUGGCCAUCGCCCUCUACCUGUAUCUUAGCAUCGUCCGCACCUCGCGCGGCCCCGGAGACGGCCGCCUGCUUUGGGCUUUCCACGUCGUCAGCUGGGGGGUUCCGCUGGUCAUCACCGUGGCGGCUGUCACUCUAAAGAAGAUCGGCUACGACGCCUCGGACGUGUCCGUGGGCUGGUGCUGGAUCGACCUGGAGGCGGAGGACCGCGUGCUGUGGAUGCUGCUGACCGGGAAGGCGUGGGAGAUGCUCGCCUACGUCACGCUGCCUGUGCUCUACCUCCUCAUCCGGAAGCACAUCAACAGAGCGAGGCUGACACCAGUGCUUGCUUUGGCGACGCUGAUAGCUGCCUUUGGGUCAUCCUUCCAGUAUGGGUACAACGUGGCUGUCAUUAACUCCCCUGCCAAGCCCAUGAAAGCAUUUUAUAACGAGACCUACUAUGACAGGAUCAGUGAAUACAUAAGCGAAUUCUCCUUGACCUUGCUGUGGUCGCUUUCUGUGUCCAUGUUUCCCUUCGGAGGCUUCCUCGGCUCCCUCAUGGUCGGCCCCUUGGUGAAUAAAUUAGGCAGAAAAGGAACCUUGCUGUUCAACAACGUCUUUUCCAUCGUGCCUGCGAUCUUAAUGGGAUGCAGUGAAGUUGCCAGGUCCUUUGAGAUGAUCAUCGUGGCCAGACUUUUGGUGGGAAUCUGUGCAGGUCUGUCUUCCAAUGUCGUCCCUAUGUACUUAGGGGAGCUGGCCCCUAGGAACCUGAGGGGGGCCCUGGGGGUGGUACCCCAGCUCUUCAUCACCGUGGGCAUCCUUGCGGCCCAGAUCUUGGGUCUUCGGAGUCUCCUCGCAAAUGAAGCAGGCUGGCCCACGCUCCUCGGGGUGACCGGGGUCCCCGCGGCCCUGCAGCUCCUCCUGUUGCCCUUCUUCCCCGAGAGCCCCAGGUACCUGCUCAUUCAGAAGAAAGACGAAGCGGCUGCCAAAAACGCGCUGAGGGGGCUGCGCGGCUGGGACGACGUGGACGCCGAGACGCAGGAGAUCUGGGAGGAGGACAAGGCCGAGAAGGCCGCGGGCUUCAUCUCCGUGCUGAAGCUGCUCCGGAUGAGGUCCCUGCGGUGGCAGGUCAUCUCCAUCGUCGUCCUCAUGGGCGGCCAGCAGCUAUCGGGAGUGAACGCGGUACCAGGGCGGCCGGGGCCGGGGGCGGGGAGGCCUCCCCCGAGGGGUCCAGGCCGCCCGGCCGGCCUCACCAGCCCCGGGGGUGGCCUUCCAGAUCUACUACUACGCAGACCAGAUCUACCUGAGCGCUGGGGUGAGAGCACAGGAUGUCCAGUAUGUGACGGCGGGCACAGGCGCGGUCAACGUGCUGAUGACCGUCUGCGCCGUUUUCGUGGUGGAGCUCCUGGGGAGGAGAGUCCUGCUCCUCCUAGGCUUCUCCAUCUGCUUCGCCGCCUGCUGCGUGCUGACGGCCGCCCUGGCUCUGCAGGACACAAUAUCCUGGAUGCCCUACGUCAGCAUCGCGUGCAUCAUCUCCUAUGUCAUAGGACAUGCCCUUGGGCCCAGCCCUAUCCCCGCACUGCUCAUCACCGAGAUCGUCCUGCAGUCCUCCCGGCCGGCCGCCUACAUGGUCGGGGGCAGUGUCCACUGGCUCUCCAACUUCACUGUGGGCUUGAUCUUCCCAUUCAUCCAAGUGGGCCUCGGAGCUUACAGCUUUAUCGUUUUUGCCGUGAUAUGUCUUCUCACCACCAUCUACACCUUCCUGGUUGUCCCCGAGACCAAGUCCAAGACCUUCAUAGAAAUCAAUCAGAUCUUCACCAAGAUGAACAAAGUGUCCGAGCUGCACCCAGAAAAGGAGGAGCUAAAGGACUUUCCGCCCUCUACUGCGGGGCAGUAACUCUCGAGGAGGAGCCUGUGAAUCAAGUUGACCCAUCGCCAGCCCCAAGGCAUAUGCCGGGCAGCUGUCCCUCAACCGUGCUGGGUCAGCCAUUAUGUGGCUCCUGGCAACACCGGCUCUUAUAAUGAAAACCAUUACCGUGGUGUCGAGAUGGAAGGAAUCAAAUGUGGCCAAAGAAACUAAUUCUUCUCUAAUCCCGUAGUCUUCCGGGGGCCACGGGCACACGUUCAGGGUGGAAUCCGUCCUCUUGUCAGAUCCAUCUCCAGAAACGCUAGUUUUGAAAAGUAUGAUGUCACAAGUAAUGAUGUCUAGGAAUCUGGGAAGCGGGUCCCUAUGUAGACUUUAACCAAGUCAGAGGUUAUUAUUGUUCCCAAAUUAUAUUAUUAGAGGACAAUAGAAUGGCCUCUGUAUACUCAAUAAAACAAAUAUGAUCACUUUUC